GGCUUUACUACAGAACUGCUGGAGCAGCACGGGACAGCAGCCAGAGCUGGACACGUGAGAAAUCCAACUCUCAAAUUCUACUUUGCAGAACAAAAAAUAUUUCAAAUCUAACUCUUCAGUGAGAAGAAUUCUUGAAGUCAUGAUUGCUCCACAGUUUGUCUCCGCUCUCAUAUUUGUGCUUCUCAUUAGAGACAGCAGAUCCUGGUCUUACAAUGUCUCUACAGAACCUAUGACUUAUGAGGAGGCCAGGGCCUUCUGUCAGCAAAGGUAUACACAUUUAGUGGCAAUUCAAAACAAAGAAGAGAUUGAAUACCUGAACUCUAGGCUGAGCUACUCAAAAAGCUAUUACUGGAUUGGAAUUAGAAAAAUCAAUAAUGUGUGGAUCUGGGAAGGAACCCAGAAACCGCUAACUGACGAAACCGAAAACUGGGCUCCGGGUGAGCCCAACAAUAAGCAACAGGACGAGGACUGUGUGGAAAUCUACAUCCGCAGAGACAAGGAUGCGGGCAUGUGGAAUGAUGAGCCAUGCAGCAAAAAGAAGCUUGCUUUGUGCUACACAGCUGCCUGUACCAAUGAAUCCUGCAGUGGCCACGGUGAAUGUGAAGAGACCAUCGAGAACCACAGCUGCAAGUGCCACCCUGGCUUCCGUGGACUGAGGUGUGAGCAAGUUGUAACAUGUAAAGCACAGGAAAACCCGGAACAUGGAAGCCUGGUUUGCACCCAACCUUUCGGGCCGUUCAGCUACAACUCCUCCUGCUCUGUGAGCUGUGAAAGUGGCUACCUGCCAAGCAGCAACCAGACCCCACGGUGCCUGUCCUCCGGGGAGUGGAGUGGGCCCAUGCCACUCUGUGAGGGUGUCAUCUCCACAUUGGCUGAGUGUGAUGCUCUGACUAACCCUGCCAAUGGGAGCAUGCAUUGUUUCCCAAACCCUGGAAGAUUUCUGUGGAACACAACCUGUGCGUUUGAGUGUGAGGAAGGAUUUGAACUAAUGGGAGCUGAAAAACUGCAAUGUACCUCCUCUGGGAUUUGGGACAAUGAGAAGCCAACCUGUAAAGCUGUGACAUGUGAUGCCAUCCACCGGCUUCAGAAUGGCUCUGUGAACUGUACUCACUCUUCUGCUGAAGAGUUUGCCUUCAGGUCAUCCUGCAACUUCAACUGUGAGGAGGGCUUCACGCUGCAGGGGCCAAUUCAGAUCGAAUGCACUGCGCAAGGGCAGUGGACACAGCAAACUCCAGUGUGUGAAGCUUUGCAGUGCAGAGCCUUAUCCACCCCAGAGCAAGGCGACAUGAAUUGUUUUCCCAGUGCUUUGGAAGGUUUCCAAAGUGGAUCCAGCUGUGAGUUCUCCUGUAAGCAGGGAUUUGUGCUGAAAGGACCUAGAAGGCUCCAGUGUGACCCCACAGGAGUGUGGGACCAGGAGAAGCCCACAUGUGAAGCAGUACACUGUUCAAGGCUGAAAGUUUUACAAACGAUCAAUAUGAACUGCAGUGGGCAGCCCGUGUUUGGCACUGUGUGCAACUUUACAUGCCCUGAAGGUUGGACACUCAAUGGCUCUGUAGCUCUGACGUGUGGCACCACGGGACAAUGGUCUGCGGCAUUGCCUACCUGUGAAGCUCCCGUGGUGUCCAGCAGUCCCUUGGCAGUUGGACUUCCCGUUGCAGGAACCUCUUUCCUCGUAUUGGGAUCAUUUCUCUUCUGGCUUUUGAAACUCUUUCGGAAGAAAGGACAUGAAUUUGUUCCUCAUAAGAAUUCCUAUCAAUUUUAUGUAAACCGCCAGAUCCCUGCUGACAUCAUUUAAAUUCAAAAGAAGCAGUGUUUCUCUGCCUUAACUAAAUAUCACUUGGUGUUGACGUUUAAACUCUCCCUGUGAGAGUAUGCACAGUACUCUACAGCCGGAAGUACAGUUUUGUUGCCACCACCGGUCUGCAGAAGUUUCUGAUAACAUGCACGCUUGCUCAUACUUGCAAGAAUGUAGGUGUGUCUUGAGAACUAGAUAGUGAUAACAACAGAGACUGAGAAAUGUUCAGGUUCUUGGCCUUUCCUGGCUGUCACGCCUGCCAUUUCCGGAGCUGGGACCGUGGCUUCAAUGGAUCAGACUCAAUGGCGAAACCAAUCCUCUGCCAGACAGAUUCAAUUUUCGCUCUGUUGUCCUUGGGAUCACAAAAUCCUGGCUACUGCAGGUGAAGAAGAUUCUCCUCAAAGCAAAAAAUGAAAAAGCUCAAGGCUCUGGAAUCUCAGAAUUGGUUUUUCAUUUUCUUUCAUCACUGAAAUCCUGUUGGAUGAAGAAUAUUUUUUCUUUUGUCCAUCAUGUUUCAAAUGUUAAUUGGAUAGUUACUGUUACAGGGAUGAACAGAAAUCAUCUAGAGUUCAGAGAGGACAAAUUGGCCAAAUAUAUUUUAUUUCUAGUUUUUAAGAACCCCCAAACUUUAAUGCCCAAUGUACAGAAGAGAGAUUAUUAGUGCACAGUGCAAACCUACAUAACGCUUUGUGUAAGGGUUACUAAGCACAAUUUAUUAUUUUAUCCCUGUGGGAUUUGAUGCUUUUUAAAGCUGUUCUUAGCCAUUGUGUUCUUUUUUAACUUACAAUUAGUACUAUGGACUUGGUUACUUAUCCUAGAUUGCCAUCUCUUAGUUUAUCAAAAAAGCUUAAUGUUACCUCUGCAGUAAAUUUGCUUUAAUAAGGAACAAAUGUUCACCAGUGUGAAGUCCUGAGUGCUUUACCACUGUUACCUUUUAAAUACGGUGCUAACCACUGUGUAGUUCUUGUGUAUUAUGUAAGACUUUAAAUCCAUGACAAGAACUUGCUAUUUAAGGCAUCCAUUUGAUAGAACAUUAUCAAACAGGGAAGAUGUCUAAGUGAUUCCCUAGCCGUCGCAUUCUGUACAACAGAAGGGAAAAGGUGUUCUGACAGAGGGGAAAGCCUAGGUGAGUAUUUAUAUUUACCUGUAAGCAGAGUUUCAAAUUCAAAUUCCUGUUACCAGUGCCGAAGCUGUCCUCAGCUUCCGUUAACUUAGCACAUUGGAAAAGAAAAGUUUCCAAAAGUGCUGGCUGAAUAAUGGCAAUGAUCAAGCCACCAGGAAACAGGGAGAUGUGAUAAAAAUCAGUACACAGAUGGUUUUUAAAGGACAGAAGACUCAGGGUGUUGGGGAAAUCAGUGUGAUCAGACUACAUACUGAAUGAAUUAUUUGAGAGAUUUCUCAGGUGUAACCAUUUAUACGUACUGCAUGAGAAAUAACUACAUGAAAUAGAAAUAUGGCCUGUGUUUGAGUAUUAUAUAGUAUUUUAAAUUAUGAUGUAAACUCUUUAACAGUUUUAAGUAUGUAUUUAUUUAAGCUUAUGAUGGAUUUGUUGACACACAGUAUAAAGUUUGUCUAUAAAUGUGUUUGUUUCUAUUUAUCUCUGUGUAUAGACUCUUAAAAAUUUUACUGCAUUUGGAUAAAAUUCACAUACCAUAAAAUACAACCUUUUAAAUGUAUGAGACCAGGCAACUACCAUGACUGUGUAACUCCAGGAGAUUUCUAUCCCUAUAGAAGAAACCCUGUACCCAGUUACUGUCCUUUUCCCCUUGCAACUACUACUAACCUAUUGUAUGUGGCUAUGGAUUUACCUGUUCUGGGUAUUUCACACAAAUGAAACUUUAUGUGACUUCC
Cavia porcellus (domestic guinea pig) is the source of this 3646-nucleotide messenger RNA. RefSeq names its product selectin E (gene Sele). The coding region runs from base 140 to 1795 and encodes 551 amino acids. Gene Ontology annotation, biological process: cell adhesion. Lineage: Eukaryota; Metazoa; Chordata; Mammalia; Rodentia; Caviidae. The record is from RefSeq and is a predicted model, not a curated record. The transcript is spliced from 13 exons. Gene Ontology annotation, cellular component: membrane.